Oenanthe melanoleuca is the source of this 2235-nucleotide messenger RNA. It is a transcript of the gene WRNIP1, whose product is annotated as WRN helicase interacting protein 1. The coding region runs from base 56 to 1738 and encodes 560 amino acids. Gene Ontology annotation, biological process: DNA-templated DNA replication; regulation of DNA repair; DNA repair. The record is from RefSeq and is a predicted model, not a curated record. Gene Ontology annotation, cellular component: nucleus. Gene Ontology annotation, molecular function: enzyme activator activity; DNA binding; single-stranded DNA helicase activity. NCBI's taxonomy places the organism in Eukaryota, Metazoa, Chordata, Aves, Passeriformes, Muscicapidae. The transcript is spliced from 7 exons.
ACUACAGCUCCCGAAGGGCUGCGGGCGGCCCCGCUUCCUGCCGCCCGGAGAGCCCAUGGAGCCGACGGAGGGCGCCGAGGAGGAGCGGCUGGUGCAGUGCCCCGUGUGCCUGCGGGAGCUGCCGGCCGCCGACAUCAACGCGCACCUGGACCGCUGCUUGCAGGCCGGCGGCGCCCAGGCCGAGCCCCCCAGCAAGCGGCCGCGCCUCGCCGCCCCCCCGCCGGGCAGCCAGGCCGAGGGGCAGCCGGAGCAGGCCCGCCCGGCCGGCGGCUCCCCCGCCUUCUCCCUCUUCCACAAGGGCCGCGGCGGCGGGCAGAGCGGCGCGGGGCGGGACGAGGCCGCGGCGCAGCCGGGCCAUGGAUGCGCGGCCGCGCUCUGCGGGGAGAGCGUGGCGCACAAGCUGCAGGGCAAGCCCCUGGCCGAGCGGCUGCGGCCCGACACGCUCGGGGACUACGUGGGGCAGGAGCCGGUGCUGGGGGCGCAGACCCUGCUGCGGUCCCUGCUGGAGUCCCACGAAAUCCCCUCGCUCAUCCUCUGGGGGCCGCCGGGCUGCGGGAAGACUACACUGGCACACAUCAUAGCCAACAGCAGCAAAAAGAAUGGCAUGAGGUUUGUGACACUGUCGGCCACAAGUGCCAAGACAAAUGAUGUUCGAGAUGUCAUCAGCCAAGCCCAGAAUGAAAAAAGACUCUUCAAGAGAAAAACUAUCCUCUUUAUUGAUGAGAUCCAUCGUUUCAAUAAAUCUCAGCAGGACACUUUCCUUCCUCACGUCGAGUGCGGAACGGUGACCCUGAUAGGAGCGACCACGGAAAACCCUUCCUUCCAAGUCAACGCCGCUCUGCUGAGCCGGUGCCGGGUGAUUGUCCUGGAGAAGCUCUCUGUUCAAGCGAUGGAGGCGAUUCUGAUGAGGGCCGUCAGGUUCUUAGGGCUCCAGGUUUUGGGCCAGGGCGACCAGCACGGCACCCCUGCGACUGGCAGCAGCAGCAAGAGCUCGGAAUUCCCAGUGUACAUAGAGGAGAAAGCGCUGAACACACUUGCCUAUCUUUGCGAUGGGGAUGCCAGGACUGGACUGAACGGACUCCAGUUGGCAGUUCAAGCCAGAAUAGCAGCAGGAAGCACCACUCCUUUGAACACUGCCAAAGGUGGUGCUUCAGAUGGCAUUCUGAUAACAGAAGAGCAUGUAAAGGAGGGACUCCAGCGAUCUCACAUCCUGUAUGACCGAGCAGGAGAAGAACAUUACAACUGCAUCUCUGCCCUGCACAAGUCUAUGAGAGGCUCCGAUGCAAACGCCUCCCUUUACUGGCUUGCUCGAAUGCUUGAGGGCGGUGAGGAUCCACUCUAUGUGGCAAGGAGGCUGGUGAGGUUUGCAAGUGAAGAUAUAGGACUGGCAGAUCCCCUGGCUUUAACUCAAGCAGUUGCUGCUUAUCAAGGCUGUCACUUCAUUGGAAUGCCCGAAUGUGAGGUGAUUCUAGCACAGUGUGUAGUGUACUUUGCCAGAGCCCCAAAGUCUAUAGAGGUGUACAAGGCAUAUGGCAAUGUCAAGGAAUGCCUGAGGACACACACGGGACCCCUGCCCCCUGUUCCUCUGCACCUGAGAAACGCCCCAACAAGGCUCAUGAAGAACUUGGGCUAUGGAAAAGGCUACAAAUACAACCCCAUGUACAAGGAACCUGUGGAGCAGGACUAUCUACCAGAAGAGUUGAAAGGAAGAGAUUUCUUCAAGGGACGAGAAAUGUGACUGCUGUGCUCAGAAUGGGUUUUGAUUUUAUGACUCGUACAUUUGUAUGGAUAAAAAUUCCCCUUACAGUGUCAGCUGCCUGUUACCAUGGUUGAAAGGAUUAAGCCACCAACCCUUUUAUUCUUUUUUAUCCUUCUGCUUUUAUUGCUGUUGAUCAGAAGGUAUUUUGUAAUGAAUUUCUGUUAGGCAGUGUAGAAAUGCAAAAAUGAGCUUCGUCCAUAUAGUGCUGUCACUGGUUUAAAUGAAACAAAAAAAAACCCAAGAGACUUGUAUUUCUGGCUCUUGCUGUGAGACAAGAAAUAUUACUGUGCUGCUUUUUAAAAUCAGUGUCUAUUUCAGAUUUUGAGAACGUUAUGUUCCAGAAAAAUAGAAAAUUGUACCCUCUCUGCUAAAAUACUGUACAAAAUAUAAUUGCAGAGUAAUUUUUGCUCUUACAAUGUUUCAGAGACCAAUUUUGUAUAACAGUCAUUUAACCAAUAAAGCUGUUACAAAUAGUG